AUGAGGGCCUGCUCGCAGGGCAGCGCGCGGGCCGAGCGGCUCUCCAGCCUCCAGGUCUUCGCCAACAACUCCUCGCUGCACGGCAUCAGCCACAUCUUCCGGCACGGCUCGCUCUCGCUGCGCCGCGUGCUCUGGGCCCUCUUCUUCCUGGGCUCGCUGGGGCUCCUGCUGGUGGUCUGCAUGGAGCGCGUCACCUACUUCUUCUCCUACCCGCACGUCACCAAGCUGGACGAGGUGGCCGCGCCCAACCUGACCUUCCCCGCCAUCACCAUCUGCAACCUCAACGAGUUCCGCUUCUCCCGCAUCACCCGCAACGACCUGUACCACGUGGGCCAGCUGCUAGCCCUGCUCAGCGACCGCUACGAGAUCCGCAGCCCCCACCUGGCCGAGCCCCAGCUCCUGGCCGCCCUGCGGGACAAGGCCAACUUCCGCAACUUCAAAGCCAAGCCCUUCGACAUGGCCGACUUCUACAACCGCACGGGCCACGACAUGGCCGAGAUGCUGCUCCAGUGCAGCUUCCGCGGCACCGACUGCACCGCCCAGAACUUCACCGCGAUCUUCACGCGCCUGGGGAAGUGCUACACCUUCAACGCAGGGGUGCCGGGCAACGAGCUCCUCACCACCGUCAAGGGUGGCUCCGGCAACGGGCUGGAGCUCAUGCUGAACAUCCAGCAGGAGGAGUACCUGCCCGUCUGGGGGGAGAGCGAUGAGAUCUCCUACGAAGCCGGGAUCAAGGUGCAGAUCCACAGCCAGGAGGAGCCACCCUUCAUCGACCAGCUGGGCUUCGGUGUGGCGCCCGGCUUCCAGACCUUCGUGUCCUGCCAGCAGCAGAGGGUAUCCGUCCUUCCAUCU
Terrapene triunguis (Three-toed box turtle) is the source of this 852-nucleotide messenger RNA. Its product is annotated as acid-sensing ion channel 1C-like. The annotation marks the transcript as partial. Gene Ontology annotation, cellular component: membrane. The record is from RefSeq and is a predicted model, not a curated record. Gene Ontology annotation, biological process: sodium ion transmembrane transport. The transcript has 3 exons. Lineage: Eukaryota; Metazoa; Chordata; Testudines; Emydidae.